Cylicocyclus nassatus is the source of this 1390-nucleotide messenger RNA. Lineage: Eukaryota; Metazoa; Nematoda; Chromadorea; Rhabditida; Strongylidae. The record is from the annotation of a GenBank genome assembly.
CUGAUGAUGAGGACUUUGGAAAAGUUCAGCCUGUUUAUUGUUGCAAUGUGUUUAUUGUUGCAUAAGCCAUGGCAUCGCAUGCAGUGAAGAAGCCGCAGCUGAGAUUCGAAUGGCGGCAUUGCCUUGAAAAACUUUAUAAGAAAAAACUGGGUAGAGUGAGGCUCCAGAAGUUGACCUCAGUCCUGAAGAAGAGGAAGAGAUCCGGCAGUCAGUGCUCCAAGGGAUGUUUCUUAUUAGAGGCAACUUACAGAGUCAGCUUUCACAUGCAGUACAUUUGAUGGCUAAGCGGGACUUCCCGGAGCGCUGGCCCUCAUUAGUACCAGCACUUGCUGAACAGUUGAAAGUGGACGAUCUUGGUCGGCUAGUGGCGUCUUUGUUGGCGAUGGAUCAGCUAUUCAAGAAAUUUCGUUAUGAGAGCAAAUCCACUGCUCUAUGGACUGAGCUGAAGUCUUGUCUGCUUACGGUGCGAGAGCCUCUUACUCGGGUAUACGCGAAAAUGCUCGAGUUCAUCCCACAGCGAAGCACAAUGUCAGCUGAAUCCGUUGUACAAUGGCUAGAGAUUCUAUGUCUCGUUAGCAAAGUGUUCCAUUCACUGUGCUUCCAAGAUUUGCCUGAGUACUUCGAGGAUAACAUAAAACCAUGGAUGGAUGGAUACUUAGAAAUAAUGAAGAUGGAUUGUCCCAGCGUCUCUUCAAGUGGUGGCGAACCUACUUAUCUUGAUGAACUAAAGAUGGGAGUUUGCGAGAUAUUUACACUGUAUGCGCAGCGAUUUGAAGAGGAGAUCAGUCCCUUCAUGCAGAAUAUCAUCCAAGCUGUAUGGCAACUUGUUGUACAAACAAAUAGUGAAACGAGGUGUGCAUAUAUGUACAAUGCUGAAGGAGAAUUUACGAACCCAUAUUGUCGGCUAAGCUACGCCCCAAAGCCUGACCCUCUUGUACCGGAGAUCACAAACUUUAAAAAUUAUCUCGCACGGGCUGUUCUACAACGUGGACCUGCAGCAAACUCUGCCGUUGAAGCGUGUAUCCCGGCAGAGCUGCGAACACAUCUCAUGGCUUAUGCCUGAAGCUAGGUCAGGUUGAACAAAAUGUUGCACUGAUGCCUCUACUGUGUUAUGCAAGUUUUUUUUUUUUUUUGAGAUAGAGAGAUCCUCUCUUUUUUACUUUUCUCGUUUUUGUUGUUGUUCAAGUUCAUGCGCCCGGCCUUUGUGAAUGCGAGGUAGUUCCUUCCCGGCGUAGUAUAUUUUUCUCCAUAAUGGAUCAUAUUGUGUUAAGCCUUUUGAUGCUACUCAAAGCGGGGUAUGCUUAUUCACAUAAGAUUCUUUACGAUCUUUUUAUCAUUCUCAAUCGAGAUUUUUUUGCAUCGUUGUUACUUGCCCUCAAGCUUUUGUCAC